UGUCCGAAGCAGCAACCAGUGGAAAACCCCAUAGCAAUCGGGUUUUGCCUGCGAUGUUGGGUGGAGGGGGAGGAGCCAAACCAGGCGACCGGGUAUAUAAGGAAGUUCGCAGCUCUCCCAGCCACACGAACAUCCUUCGCUUACAACAUGAAGGUUCUCGGCCUUACUCUGUGCUGUGUUCUGGCGGUGGCGUCAGCCAAUGACAAGGGAAAUAAACAGGGGGACAAGAGAUUCCUUCACGGAGGAGUUUCCGGAGGUUUUCAAGGCGGAUUCCCUGGGGGAGUUUCCGGAGGCUUUCCUGGUGGUUUCCCCGGAGGGAGCCCUGGUGGUUUCCCGGGAGGAAGACCUGGUGGUUUCCCCGGAGGAAGCCCUGGCGGUUUCCCCGGAGGGAGCCCUGGCGGUUUCCCCGGAGGUUUCCCUGGAGGGCAACCUGGCGGUUUCCCUGGCGGUUUCCCUGGCGGUUUCCCUAGCGCCACAGCCCCACCCGCCACCUGUAGGCGCUGGUGCCGAACUCCGGAGCAGCAAGUUUACUGCUGCGAAACGGCGUUUGAACCUGAGGCGCCCGUGGGCACCAAGCCACUUGACUGUCCACAAGUCCGUCCCACCUGCCCACCGGUGCGUUUCCAACCACAAGCACCAGUAACUUGCUCCAGUGACUACAAGUGCGGCGGCAUUGACAAGUGCUGCUUCGACAGGUGUCUCAAAGAACACGUGUGCAAGCCGCCUUCCUUCUAUAACCAAUUUGGUUGAAAAGGAAAAUUCAAUAUGCUUAUUGAUUCAUGUAGUGUCCAUGAUUAAUAAAUGUUUUCUAAAA
Penaeus monodon (black tiger shrimp) is the source of this 814-nucleotide messenger RNA. RefSeq lists its product as uncharacterized. Bases 148 to 750 code for a protein of 200 amino acids. Lineage: Eukaryota; Metazoa; Arthropoda; Malacostraca; Decapoda; Penaeidae. Gene Ontology annotation, cellular component: extracellular region. Gene Ontology annotation, molecular function: peptidase inhibitor activity. The record is from RefSeq and is a predicted model, not a curated record. The transcript has 2 exons.